Messenger RNA from Cydia pomonella (codling moth), 4084 nucleotides. RefSeq lists its product as uncharacterized. Gene Ontology annotation, molecular function: protein binding. Bases 297 to 1415 code for a protein of 372 amino acids. Gene Ontology annotation, biological process: signal transduction. NCBI's taxonomy places the organism in Eukaryota, Metazoa, Arthropoda, Insecta, Lepidoptera, Tortricidae. The record is from RefSeq and is a predicted model, not a curated record. The transcript has 4 exons.
GAAAAUUGUGUUUUAUUUGAUUUUAACAUUAGGCCAAGUGGGCUUAUGUUGCAAGAAAUUUUGGGAGUAGUGCCUUUGUUGACAGGCGUACGAUAAUUUUUUCAUCGGUACGAUAAUUUUGACACUCAAAUACGGUAAUUCUCUUCCGCUCACCUGGCAGCACUGAUCAGAUGUGAUCUAAACAAUUUCUGGGAAACUUUUCCUCAAAACUUGCGUAGUAUUUACCGUAGGAUUUUCUGCUUGGUUUAGCGUAAAUGAAGUGUUAACAGUACAACAUCAGGCGAUAACAAAUUGUAAUGGAAGUUCUAAAAGAUUACGACAAUGCAGACACGAUCAGUAUUGAUACCUUGGCGCUUGAAGAACUUCUUGAAGAAGAAAGGGCGAGAGAAUUGGCCGACUUAAACUCCCUGAGUAAAAAAGUGUGUCACCUUCAUACAAGUUUGUUGUAUUAUCGUAACUCUAAAUCUAAAAUGGGUGCAGCGAGUUAUGAAACGUGGAGAACGCUGGUGAAGAAGGUCGGAGGCACCCCUGACGGUUGGAGGGAUCUUGGCUACAUUUUAGGCAUACCACAGGAUGAUUUGGAUUACAUAUCAAACUCUAUGAAAUAUGAACCAGACCCAACUAAUGUAGUACUUAAAUUAUUCAUUCAAGAUGAAGAUUCAACAUUAGACAAAAUUAUAGACGCUUUCCUGAAACUGAAACGCUAUGACAUAUUAAAAGCACUUGAGCAGUCGCUCCUUGAUCUUACACAAUGCUUUAACAAUAAACAAGAAGACAGUGGUUAUCAUAGCAAUAGCAAAAACGUCCAGCGAGAAAUUAUAAGUUACAUGAAAAAUUUGGUCAACGAUUUACCGCCAGCCUUAUCAAAAAAUAAAGAACAUAACCAGCCAAAUCCAGUACCAAGAAUACCAUUAAACCCGGUAGAUAUUAAUGUGCAAAAAGAUGGGCCUAUUCUGUUUCUCACAUAUGCAGAAGAUGGUUUACGGACUGCUUGUAACAUUCAGCAAGUAGUUGCGGGUUGGGAUUCAGAUGUUAUGGUGGUCAUGCUCAAUGAUAGAAGGGAUGAAGUUUAUCAGAAUCCGGAGAGGUUUAUUAGGGAGUAUGUGGAAAAGGCCGACUAUGUAGUACCAAUCCUUACAACGGGCUACCUAAGCGCAAUAAGAACACAUAACACCAGCGCACCAAGCACCAACGGGAAUUUAGACCACAAAUAUGUUAACUAUGUCUACAAUUUAAUCACCGGACAAUAUAUUUAUGCAGACGGAUGUUUAAAUAAGAAGGUUAGAAGUGUAUUGCCGGAAGGAGUGUUUGUUCCUUGGAUGUUGAUAUCGUCUUAUCCGGUAUUGAAACCAUGGACUUGUGAGGUGGAGUUUGAUAAACAGUUCAAAUCGUUUUUGGGAUUGACUACCUCCUAGAGGUAUUGUAUUUAGAAAAUUUUUAGUCUUUACAAGCUUUUAUUUAACUUGCAAUGGUAUGUACAUUUAUUGUACGGGUCAAAUCUUGCAAGCUUAGAUACACUUCAUAUUAUUUGCUUGAGCUGAAACUUCACAUACAUACGUAAGUUGAAUGACAUACAGUAUUAUUGUUAUUUGUUAUAUUGUACCAUCGACCUGAUUUGAAUGAUGGACACAGGAGGUGCCCAUAGGAACUGUGAUAAAACGCAACUUAAUUGCGUUUGGGUUUGUUAGAAUCGUCUCGAUAAGUACUCGUUGCCUGUCAAAAGAAAUGUAGUCAGUUAUAAAAACGUGUAUCAAAAAUAAAAUUUUGUACAAAAAACUUAUUUACAAACUGGACUUGAUCCUGUAUUAAAAAUAAAAAGACUUGCCCUGUUUUGAGCGCAAAAUUGUACUUGCCAGACUACUACAGUCCCAGAGGAGGAAUAAAGUUGAUUUCAAAAUCUAGCGCGAGUAUUUCGAACUACCCGCACUUUGUUUUACCGUGCAUGAAAGAGUAGAAAUUAAAUGAGGGCGCCACUUUCCUCGUUACUGUCAUAUUUUGACGUAAAAUGCUUAUUAAACAUGGUAACAAUUUUGUAUGGAAUUUUAUUAGUUCCAUUUUAUUUUAUUUCUAUACUUUCAUGUCGCACUAUAUCAACUUGAAAAUCCGGAACACUACGGUUCUCACGCACAAUAUCCACAUGACCAAGUGAAUGAUAUUCUAAAACCAUUGCCUCGAUUAACUUUGCAAUUUUCUUUUAAUUCGAAUGGGUUUAUGCCAUGCCAUAGAGGUAGGAUCGUAUAGAUGUGCUGUACCGCGUGAGGGACAGGACAUACACAAUGCGACAAUAGUAUUUUAUGCAACAGUUGUAUAAGAAGGGUCAAAAAAGGCGAGUGGCGUGAGUUACAAUGUGAGCCGGAGCCGAAGGCGUAGGCGAACAUUGUAAAGGAAUACGCCACGAGCAUUUUUUGACCUACUUAUACAACGUUGCACACAAUAUUUUUCCUACGAGUCAACAAAAAUAAAUCUUAAUUUAGGUAAACAAAGCAAAAGUAUAUAGCCAAGACGCGCGAGCACACCUUGUUCCGCGCCCGGCCCGCCCCGGGCCGCGGCCGGCCGGUCGGCGACACCUGCUCGUAACUCAUGAGGCCCUGGUACUUGCUACUUGCUAAAUUAAAUUUUUGGACAGUUUUUUCUCAAUUUUGGCCACCGUAGCCUACGGAGACUAACAAGCAACGCUAAGCGGUCUUCGUAGUAUUACGGGUGUCACAUGCGUGUUUCUGACUUAUGAAGUAAUUAUUUUUACUAUGCAACCAAAUGAAUAUUUUGUAAGUUGGCAGCAAUGCACUUAGUUUAAAACUGUAUUCGUUUUGGUUUUGUUAGGUUGGUAGCCAUUAAUCGCAGUAACGUUAUAGCGAUUAAAAGCACAAGAGCUUUUAUGAGGAAUAGACAAUAUUAUAGACUUUUCUUGAAACCUUUUAUGUAUGUUCUUAUAUUCGUGUUAAUAAAUGCAUAAAUGACAGAUAACAGUAGAGGAGUAGGAAAAAUUAAAAACACGUUUUAACAUUUCUGACAACAUACCAAAAACAACCUACGUAAUUUGGUGGGGUUCAUUGUUACCCACCAUAAAAAACGGUGGGCAAUGGAAUGUCCACGUCACUUAGGACUUUUUAAAAGUAGGCAGAAAGGGCAAGUCAGACUAUGACAAGGACAAGGACAAACAGUAAUAGCGCUUUCUCUGCUACUCCUACUGAAAGUUCCGUAAAAGCAUCUCGCUCGGUCAUCACCUCCCUCCCCCAUUUCAUCUCUAUAUUAUUGUACCUCUAAUGCCCCCGUUUAAGCAAAUAAUAAUGUGAAAGUUUAGUUCAAUAUAUUUUAAAUCUUGCCUAUUAGAUGUAUUGUGCUCGAUAUCGAACCUUGUCGGAAUGCAUGAAGGUUGAAAUUGGCCUGCAGCCGCACGCGUCACUUGGCGGUCAAAAGGGUAGGGAAUACCUUUUACAGUACAUAUGGGGCUACUUUAUAGCACUAGUGCGAGAAGUAGCAUAUUACGUUACUGUGUCGAACAUUUAAAGGGCCAUAUGUACUGUAAAACGUUGUACGAUACAUGUGCGAAUAGGUAAUUCGCAACUCGUGUCGAUUUAAAACACUCCCUUCGGUCGUGUUUUAAUUUAUCGCCACUCGUUUCGAAUUUCCUAUUUUUCGCACUUGUAUCGUAAUGUACUAUUUUGGAAAUGACGGCCAAGUAUCAGUGUAAGAUAUAGAUAUUAAGUGCCUUCUAGCUUUAUAUUUCUAAUACUGAAAAUGUAACGAAAUGAGGCUUUACUCUUAGCUAGGAUUUGCAUGACGGAUCUGUAAUGUAUGGGGAAUCCGGGUAUCCAAAUCCAGACCCGGAUAAUUUCAUACAUUUUGGAUCUGGAUUGCAAACCCUACUCUUAGCCUUGCUCUUAUAAAGUUGUCCGAAAUGAAAUAGUUCAAAUUGUAUAAGCUUAAUAUGAUUUUUUUUUAUUUAAUAUUAUUUAAACUUAAUAAUUCUUUGCCUCAAUGUACCUUAUUAUCAUUUAAGUAAUGGUUGGGUUGUGCGCUUAAAUUCUGGCAGUUCAAUUGUAUUAAUGUAAUAGUUUAAUAUUGAAUAAAACACUUUUUUAUA